AUUCCAAUAUUCAAUUUUUCUUGUGCAGAAAUUUUGAAAGGUGCAGACCUCUCUAAGGUGACAAGUAAAGUUGUCAGAAAACAGGUUGAAGAGAAGCUUGGUGUUGAUUUAAGUCACAGAAGGAAGGAAAUCGACGCACUCAUAAUGGCUGAUGUUGAAGAUCAGGUCAGCUCGGAGGAAGUUUCAGAGGAGGAGGACAAGGCAGCGAAGGAUGACGACUAUGCACCAGGUGCUGCCAAGAAGGCAAAGAAGGGCAAGGCCAAGAAGCGGAAGGCCGACAGUGAUGAAGAAGAUUCCGAUGAAGACUGGGCCAAGAAGAAGAAGAAGGCCUCGGCACCCGCUGCUGGCGGUGGUCGCAAGAAGUCAGCAUUCACGAAGUCCUUCAGGCUGUCCCCCGAGCUGGCUGAUGUUGUGGGCGCCGAGAUCAUGCCGCGUCAUGAGGUCGUCAAGAAGCUGUGGGCGGUCAUUAAAGAGCGCAACCUGCAGGAUCCCAAACAGAAACAGUUCGCUAUUUGCGAUGCUCAGCUCAUGAAAGUCUUUGGUGUCAAGAGGUUCCGAGCGUUCGGAAUGAUGUCGUACCUGAAGAACCACUUUGUGGAGGCGGUGUAAAUCAUCACUAGUUGUGCCGGUUGCUGGUUCGGAACUGCUGCUUACGUCAUCAUUGUAGCGAGUCUGACGUCAUCAUUGUAGGGAGUCUGACGUCAUCCUUGAAGCGAGUCUGACGUCAUCAUUGAAGCGAGUCUGACGUCAUCAUUGAAGCGAGUCUGACGUCAUCAUUGAAGCGAGUCUGACGUCAUCAUUUAAACGAGUCUGACGCGAGUUUGACAUUCAUUAUGUAUUUGGCGGCUGCCGUCAGGAUUGUACCGAGGCUAGCGUAAAAAUUAUAGCAAUGAUGACAUCAACAUUGUAAUGCUGUUCAUAUCUUACUUGCUCCAAUAUUAGCGUCAUAAUUUCACUGAUGUUGACGUCAUAGUUUUAAUGCAUACAUCAAUGUUUUGAUGAUGACGUCAUGAUUUCAAUACUGAUGCCUUGGAAGUAUUCCGGUUCCGUUGCCUGUGACCGAAUCUAUUUUUUUUUCCUUAUCAUUUUGUGACUCAGUUAAUUAAUUAAUAACCAUUCAUUCGCCAAGACAAAGUUUCAGGUGCAUUUUUCGUGACGGGAACAAAAGUUAUGUCGAUAACUUCUCGAAAUUUUAAUUGCUACUUAAAAUUUGACGGCAGCGUUGUUCACGAACGGCUUCGAAAUUGAAUUCAUUUUUCUUUUUGUGUGUACGACACAGCGCUGAAAUUUCUAAAGUGAAGUAUUGAGCACCUGGCGCGAAUUAAUUUUCAGUGAUUUUUUGAUGGAAUCGAAAUCUUUUUUAUGCGUUGUGUGUUACGGUGCGCUGUCGUGUGUAGUCGAAUGAAGGUGCGGCAGGUCGCAUUAUCCUCAUCUCUCAUGCGCCUCAUUUUCAUUGUGGCUGAGUCACCACUUAUUCGACGAUCACUGCCGCCAUCGUCGUGGUUCUUCAUCAUCGCUUGAAUAAUUAAAUCCCGCAAAUGACGAUGAAGUCACAAUAGCAUUUGGGAUCGCUUGGUGAAGCUCAGCUGCACUAAUUUACUUCUGAAGUAAUCUCGAUGUUCGUGGUUAGUCUUAACAUCAACUUGGUGAAGUUAGCUCUCCGCUCUGUGUAUUAAUAUUAAUUACAAGCAGCGCAUUCAUUUCAUUCCAUUUCAUCAACUCAUUUAGAUACUUUUUCCCGGAUCAUUUUUUCCUCCUCGUACAGAUAGGAAGUUUUUUCAGGUUUGUCGAUAGGCUGGAGUCCAGAUCUCCUUUCUCUGUUCAGAGUAAGAUUUGCCGAUUUGACGUUAGGUGAUUUUUUUUAAUAAAAUUUCUGGAUGAAGCCUU
Hyalella azteca is the source of this 1887-nucleotide messenger RNA. It is a transcript of the gene Non2, whose product is annotated as upstream activation factor subunit spp27. Gene Ontology annotation, cellular component: nucleus. The transcript has 5 exons. The annotation marks the transcript as partial. NCBI's taxonomy places the organism in Eukaryota, Metazoa, Arthropoda, Malacostraca, Amphipoda, Hyalellidae. The record is from RefSeq and is a predicted model, not a curated record.